Molecule: messenger RNA, 1545 nt
Organism: Ambispora gerdemannii
Lineage: Eukaryota; Fungi; Glomeromycota; Glomeromycetes; Archaeosporales; Ambisporaceae
Source: the annotation of a GenBank genome assembly
AUGUCAACUAAUAGUGAUCAGAGUGCAAAGGGCAAUGUUAAUAAACAAGUGCCAAAAAAACAGACUAAUAAACAAAAGCAGACUAAAAAAGUCGAGGCUGCAAUUGAAGGCGCCGCACAGAUUGGCAUUGAAGUGCGAAAGGAGGCAGAUUUCUCGACGUGGUAUCAACAGGUCUUGACACGUUCAGAAAUGUUAGACUAUUAUGAUGUUUCUGGAUGUUACAUUAUUAGACCGUUGGCAUAUAAUAUCUGGCAAGAAGUUCAAAAUUAUUUCGAUGCAGCAAUCAAAGAACUUGGUGUAGAAGACACUUACUUCCCCAUGUUUGUCUCACAACGGGUACUAGAAAAAGAAAAAGCACAUAUUGAAGGAUUCGCACCAGAAGUCGCAUGGGUCACAAAAGCUGGAUCUUCCGAUCUGGAAGAACCAAUUGCGAUAAGGCCUACCUCGGAAACUGUCAUGUACCCAUACUUUGCCAAGUGGAUUAGGAGUCAUCGUGAUUUGCCAUUGAAAUUGAAUCAAUGGUGUAAUGUGGUUCGAUGGGAAUUCAAGAAUCCUCAACCUUUUCUUCGAACUCGUGAAUUUCUGUGGCAAGAAGGCCACACAGCACACUUCUCAAAAGAAGAAGCAGACACAGAAGUACUUCAAAUCCUCGAAUUAUAUCGUCAAGUAUACGAAGAUUUACUAGCAGUCCCGGUAAUAAGAGGGAUAAAAUCCGAAAAGGAAAAAUUCGCCGGUGGUCUCUACACGACCACAAUCGAAGGUUUCAUCCCGACCACCGGCCGAGGAAUUCAAGCGGCCACCUCUCACUGUCUCGGACAAAACUUUUCAAAAAUGUUUGAUAUUACGAUAGAAGACCCGAACGCGCCUGCCGCUUCUAAUGCCGCGAAAAUGCACGUUAUUGUUAUUCCGCUUGGUUUGACUGCAAAGACCACUGAGGAGGAACGAAAAAAAGUCGAGAAUAAAGUUAAUGAAGUGGUGGGAGAGUUGAAGUCUAUUGGGGUUAGGGCAAAGGCUGAUCUGCGGGACAACUAUACCCCGGGAUAUAAAUUUAAUCAUUGGGAAUUGAGAGGAGUCCCCUUACGCCUGGAAAUUGGACCGCGAGAUCUCACCAAUCAACAAACACUAUCAGUAAGGCGUGACAACGGGGUCAAAGAGCCUAUUCCACUCGUCGAUCUAAAAACACGUGUUCCGAAAAUGCUUGACCUUAUUCAGAAAGAAAUGUUUGAGCGUGCCAAAAAAGUGUACGAUGAACACGUGAAAAUAGUGCUGAAAUGGGAAGAUUUCGUGCCAGUUUUGGAUAAUAAGAACUUUGUUCUUACUCCUUGGUGCGAGGAAGAGAAAUGUGAGGAUGCGAUCAAGGAACGAAGUGCUAGAACAAAUACAGAACAAGAGCCUCAAGAUGAAAAAGCGCCAUCCAUGGGCGCAAAAUCAUUGUGCAUUCCUUUCGAUCAACCAAAAGAGCCUGCACUGGUUCCAGGCGAAACAAAAUGUGUAAAUUGUGGUCAAGACGCUAAGCGCUAUGGGUUAUUUGGAAGGAGUUAUUAG